This is a messenger RNA of Phoenix dactylifera (date palm), 2899 nucleotides long. NCBI's taxonomy places the organism in Eukaryota, Viridiplantae, Streptophyta, Magnoliopsida, Arecales, Arecaceae. The record is from RefSeq and is a predicted model, not a curated record.
CAGCCCUCUUCAUACCAUGGCCUCCUCCCACAAUUUCAAAAUUUCCCGACCGUUGGGAAUUAUAACGUUAUCUAUCUGCGGUCCACCUUCGAAAUACCAGCACCCACGAAAGAAAACCGAGAAAGCGCUUCGAUUCCUCUUCCGCACUCUGGACCAAAACCCUAACUAAAUCUUCUCACGUUAACCACCCUACAAGCCCCUUCUUGUUCCACUGGGAUAUAGGAGAAAGAAGGAAAUAUCCCAUGGCAAGCUAUCCGAACGGAGGAGCAGGAGACGGCGCAGAUGUCAUCCAGAUAGACGAGGCCUAUGAGUUCUGUGCCCCACGGUUCUUUGAUUUUAUAAACGAGGAGACGGAGGAGGAGAUCCGAAGGGCCGAGCGAUGGUUUGAGACCUCCAUCAGCUACGCCCCAUCUCCCUUCAUGCCAAAAAUCAAAGAGGGAAGAUCCAUUAAAAUCGCGACGCUCUGCAACUUUGGAAAUGUUGAUGAAGUCCAGAAGGAACAAGAACCAGCCGAAGUUAGUAAUCAAAGAGAAGAUCCAAUGUUACCAGCAGAUAACACAAUCAGACAUGAGCAGGAGCGAGAUAUUGCUCCAGAAGUUAAAUCAAGGCAACAACAAGAAGAAAAGAAUGGGAAGAAGAACUCCUUUGAGUUUUUUUCUGAGGUUAAGCCUUCUGAAGAUAGCAGUCUCCCUCAACAAGAGAAAAGUUUACCUUCUGAAGAUAGCAGUCUCCCUCAACAAGAGAAAAGUUUACCUGUUGGUGAUAAUCGUAGUGACUCCUUAGCUCCUGUGGAAAAUUUGAGCAAGGAAGACAUCCCUUCUUUUGAGCUCCAUGUUCCUCCUUCAUCAAAUGGGGCCAGAGUUGGAGCUAUUGAAGAUUCUGCACCAAAAUCACAGAAGGUUCCCAUGAAAAUAAUAGCACCGGCUAGGGUAAAGAACCAAGUAACUAUAGAAGCUUGCACUCCCAAAGUACAGAGGGUUUCUGUGAAGGGAGGAGCACCCACCAGCACAAAGAAUUUGACAACUGAAAAUAUAGCAAGUCUGGUUAAAAAGCCAUCUGCUGGAAAGCCUAAAACCAAGUCUUCAAAAUGCACCAAACCAAGGAGUGUAACAAAGUGUCCUGGUAGUGUUAACAUGAAGAAUGCCAUGGCUACUGAUAUUGCUCAAGAAAAUCAAGCCAUAAAGAGGCAAAAGCUGGAUGAUGAAAGAUGUAGACAGAUACUCAAUGUCAAAACCAGAGUGUUGCCCCACAAAUCAAGACCAGGUUUAACAGGUGGCACUGACAUAUUUUCAUCUGGUGCUCGAGGUUGUCAUGAUGACUCAUCACUGCGGAAGGAAGUAACACCAUUCAUAUCUACAGCAGAGUUGGUUAAAAAGUUCCAGUCAAGGACAAGAGACUUAGAUCUCUCUAAGAAUGGAUCACUUUCACAUGACGAUACAGCUUCAAUGGCACAGAGGAGGCUUAGACUUACCUUGACAAGGCCAAAGGAGCCAGCACUUGAGACAGCUUACCGAGUUCGUGCGGUGAGGGUGAAAAGCUCUGCAGAGCUAGAGGAAGAGAUGCUGGCAAAGAUUCCUAAGUUCAAAGCUCGACCUGUAAACAAGAAGAUUCUCGAAGCACCUUCACUCCCUGCCUUGCCCAGAACUGUUCCACAACCACCUGAGUUUCAGGAGUUCCAUUUGAAGACAAUGGAGAGGGCGAAUCAACAUGCUGAAACAUCAUCAACAAUCUCCUCAAUCGAUGCUUCCUCCCUGAGUCAGAGCAAACCCUUGAAACUUACUGCACCUAGGCCACCCCUUCUUGAAACAUCACUAAGAGCACGACCUCCGAACAGAGUCAAAAGUUCUCAGGAAUUGGAACUAGAGGAACUUCAAAAGAUUCCAAAGUUCAAGGCCCGGCCACUUAAUAAAAAGAUACUUGAGAGCAAAGGAGAUAUCGGUUUGUUUUCUAAUCCAAAGCCCCAAAUAACAACCCCUCAGGAAUUCCAUUUUGCAACAAAUGAUAGGUUGGGUCCUCCCGCAACUGUUAUGGAGCUCUUUGACAAGCUCUCACUGCACUCCGAACCUUCUCAACAUGACAAGCAAGUUCCCAGAAUCACAGCACCAAAUCCUUUUCGUCUAAAAACAGAGGAGCGAGGUUUUGAAAAAGAGAGGCAGUUUGCACUGCAGAUAUUACAGAGACAGUGGGAGGAGGAGACGGCUAAAGUUCCAAAGGCUAAUCCAUAUCCAUACACUACAGAUUAUCCAGUGAUACCUCCAAAACCAGAGCCUAAGCAGUGUACAAAGCCCGAGGCUUUUCAAUUAGAGAGCUUAGUAAGGCAUGAAGUGGAGUUGCAGAGGAAGCUGGAAGAGAAGGAAUAUAUGGAAAGAGAAGAGGCACAAAGGCGAAGAUUUAAAGCACAACCUAUCAUGAGAGAUGACCCUGUUCCACUACCAGAAAGAGAGAGGAAGCCUCUUACUGAAGUCCAGGAGUUUGUCUACCAUGCAGAUCAUAGGGCCGUGCAGAGAUCAGAGUUUGAUAAGAAGAUAAAAGAGAAAGAAAUCAUGUGUAAGAGAAUGAGGGAGGAGUAUGAAACUGCAAAAAUGAUUGAAGAAGAGAAAGCAGUGAAACAGUUGAGGAGGACAAUGGUGCCCCAUGCAAGGUCACUUCCAAAGUUCGACGAUCCAUUCCUUCCACAAAAGUCCACAAAGGAAACAACAAAGCCAAAGUCACCGGAGUUGCGUGUGAAUCAAAGAGGAGACAGGCGGCAUGCCUUUCAUAUGAGAUGAUUGCUUGUAAUAUUACUGUUCAAGAUUGCUUGAACCACUACUCUUCUAAUUUGUUGUGCACGAUGUUUAACUGGCUUGUAUUUUUUUUUUUGUAAAAUAGAAAGGGUAAAUUUGGCAUGCUGUUUUUUUUA